AUGACCGACUCAUCCCCGAUGGUGCCAACUAAGGCCCAUGGCAAACGCAUUCGGGAUGACAAGGCCCACCUCAAGAGCAGGCUGAGCGAUGCUGCUUUCAACCCAACUCGCUACCCCGAUCCCCUGGAAGCUCGUCCGUCACCAGAUCCCAAGUCCAAGGUGCCAGAAGGCGUGACGGCCGAGAUGACGCAGAGCUGGUUGGAUGCGAUCAGAAAGGCCAAGGCGCAGCGGGCUUCGUCAUAG
Messenger RNA from Cordyceps militaris CM01, 243 nucleotides. RefSeq lists its product as uncharacterized. NCBI's taxonomy places the organism in Eukaryota, Fungi, Ascomycota, Sordariomycetes, Hypocreales, Cordycipitaceae. The transcript has 2 exons. The record is from RefSeq and is a predicted model, not a curated record. The coding region runs from base 1 to 243 and encodes 80 amino acids.